AUGGCGGGCUACGAAGGUGCCUCUUCCUUGACCUCCCCCGUGUCCUCUGUGGUCUUCGAGGUCCGCUGCUCGCAGACACGGCCGGGAGAGGCGGUCUUCGUGGUGGGAGGCCACGAAGCGCUGGGCGCCUGGAAGACGACCAUGGCCCUUCCUUUGCAAACCUCGGCGGAGCUCUUCCCAAAGUGGCAGACCGUGAAGCCUGUCCCGCUUCCUGUGGGCUACAAUGUGGAAUACAAGUUCGUGGUGCAGAAGGAAAACCGAGAGGGCCAGGUCCAGUGGCAAAACUUCCAGGGCAACUACCGCGUUUGUCCCGUUGCUGACGAAGUGCUCCUGGCCACCUCGGACUGGGAAAAAGCAUCGGCGGAAGUGUCUAGCCUAGGGCCGGCAUCCUCCACGACUUUAAAGGAGCCCGAGAAGACGGAGGAAAAAGAUCGAGCCGUACAAAAACAGGAGAAGGAAGAGAUUCUUUUGAAAAUGGCAGAGAGUGGAGUCGACAAAGCCGCGGCGGAAGUUACUUCGACCUGCCCUUUGGCCGUCACUUUAGACAAUCGCGAGAUGCGCAGGAGGAACUUCUCACAGAGCUUGAUGGCUUUGGACGCCUCCGAGCCCCAGGCCGCCUCGGCCACCCCGCCGGGAGUCCAAAGUGAAGCGAAAGAGGCGAAAGAGAAAGACACAGUGAAAGACACGGUGAAAGACACAGUGCACACAGAGAACAGCGACGGAAGCGAGGUCAAAGAAGCGGAGACCUCUCAGACGGAACAGGCGACUUCGCUUGAGGCUCCACAGGCAACGCAGGAGCCCCAAGAGGUGCCUCAGCAUCAGCAGACGCCGCAAGAGACGGCUCAGGAGACGGCUCAACAGAGUGAAGAGCCUGCCAAAGAGCCUCCGGAGCCCGAUGUGGUGAUUACACAGACGCCCUUGGAGGACAUGGAGACAGAGGAGCCACUCCGCGUGCCAGAAGAGCCGGAAACGCGCGGAGUGUCGCUGAAGCACAUCACGAGUUUCUCCGCUUUGGCAACCGUGGCUGAUCCAGAAACCAAAGCCGAGCAUCGAAAGGGGAAGAAGACCGCGCAGUCACACUACGACCCGUACAAUCUCAACGUUCCUGUCGUUGUUGUGACCAGUGAGGUGGCACCAUACUCUAAGACGGGAGGUCUUGGCAUGGUGGCAGCUUCCUAUGCCUUCGAAUUUGCAAGGAACGGUCAUCGGACCAUGGUGGUUUCCCCGAAGUACAAGCACUUUGAUGGGAUCUCCUACGUCGGCGAGACCCGCGUCCGGGUCAAUGACACCGAGGAGAAUGUCAAGUACUGGCACAUGCGCAAGGAUUACGAGGAGGGCAAGGGGACCGACUUCUUGUUCAUUGAGGGGUCCGGCAUUCAAAGAGAGGGCGGGCUCUACAACGACAACGACGGUCGCGAGUAUCCAGACAACCUUCAUCGGUUCACUUUGCUCUGUCUCGCGGCCAUGGAGGCGCCACUGAUUCUGGACAUCAACAGGCAGGGCAAAUAUGGUGACAAGGUGAUCUUCCUCGCCAACGACUGGCAGGCAGGCCUCGUCCCUCUCUACCUGUGCUACAAGUAUAGACGACACAACUGCUACUCCCAGGCGAGAUGCAUCUAUGUCAUCCACAACAUGGGCUACCAGGGCCAGUACCAUGGCUGUGAUGCUUGCAGGUUCUUCGGCAUCGACGACAAGGCAGCUGGAGACCUGGUUCGUGGCAACUGCAUCAAUCUGUCCAAAGGAGCACUCAUCUGCGCAGACCGGGUGCUGACGGUGUCGCCCAACUAUUCGAAAGAGAUCCAGACGCCGCACGGGGGCUUUAACUUGCAGGAUUUCGUUUCAGCGAAAGCCGCAUCCUUGCGGCUGGCGGGAAUCCUGAAUGGCAUCGAUGACUGUUGGGAUCCGGCAGUGGAUCCAGACAUCUUCGUCAACUUCAGCGUCGAGGACUUUGAGCAGGGAAAACAGGAGAACAAAGUUCAACUGCAGCGAACGCUGGGACUGGAGGAGAACCCCGAGUUGUGCCUGAUUGGCUUCGUUGGACGCCUGACGUGGCAGAAGGGUGUGGAUGUGCUCGCGUCUAUGAUCUCCUGGCUAAUGCAGGACACGGGCAACGGCGUCACGGGCCAUGUGCAGUUGAUUAUGAUGGGAAAUGGGGACAAGCAGUACUCUGACACACUGAGAUGGGCCGAAACCAACAACCGUGGCCGCAUUUGCGGCUACGUUGGUUUCGACCCCAAGGUGGAGCACCAGAUGAUGGCGGGUUGCGACCUGCUCCUGAUGCCAUCCCGCUACGAGCCUUGCGGCCUCCCUCAGAUGUACUCCCAGAUGUACGGGACGCUGCCCAUUGUACAUGCCACCGGAGGCCUCGUCGACUCUGUGAAGGAUAUCUCCGAGGGCAUUGAGGUGGCAACGGGCUUCCAUGUCAGCCCGCUGAGCUCCGACACGCUCAAGGAGACCGUGUACCGAGCCGUGGAGCUGAAUCUGAAGCGCAGGGAGGAUUUCUGUCGGAUGCAGCGCACGGCCAUGCAGAGCGAUUACUACUGGCCCAAAGCCAUGGAUGAGUAUGAAAGGCAGAUAGACAUCGUGCUCUACGAGCACGCGACGGCGCUGGCCGGCGCGUUGCCGGCAUUCCCGGCGGCCGCCGCGAGUGAUGGAGGGGCAGGGUUUCAGGCGAUCAUGUUCGCUCCGGUGAUUAGCUUGUUUGCCAUCAUUGGUGUCGCCAUGGUCCGGCUCCUGCGGGUCGGCAGAUACCCUCCUGCCUCCUAUCAUCUGAAAGCUGAGAUUGGCGGAUUUGUGCUGGGCAUCUUCGUGCCGCCAGGGGAAGGUGACUAUGGUGACUUCGAGACCACCUUGGGAGAGAGAGAGGCACGCGAGCGCGGCUGGCGCCGCGGCGUGCUGCGCGGCUACGAUGAGGAGACCUAUGCCGCCAUGCGCGGGCAGAGCAAGGAGUGGGCGCAGGCCAAAGCGGCAAAGCGGCGGCUUGGCCUCUGCUCGAAAGAGUCUAUUGAGAUCCAAAAAGGUGGACUACCCGUUCCGGAAGCCGCCCAAGCAGCCUGGCUCCCAAGGAGAAAGUGUUGGCACGAGGGGCUUGACUUGGAGCCCAGGCCGCAAAAUAUGCCACAGCUGCCAGGCUCUGGGCAGGGAAUCUUCCUCGCGGGUCCGUCUCGCGGCUGUCAGGCAGAGCGCCGCAAGGUGCACCAGCGGGUGUACCAGGGGCACCCGGCGCUCCUUCUGGAGCGCCUCCAGGCGCGCCACCGCCUGGCGCACCACCGCCUGUGCCAUCGCCCGACUCGCGCGCUGGGGCGCCGCCACCCGGUGCACCUCCAGGCUAGCCGCCCUUGGCUGUGA
This is a messenger RNA of Symbiodinium sp. CCMP2592, 3348 nucleotides long. The record is from the annotation of a GenBank genome assembly. Lineage: Eukaryota; Dinophyceae; Suessiales; Symbiodiniaceae.